Haliotis rubra (blacklip abalone) is the source of this 804-nucleotide messenger RNA. RefSeq names its product deoxynucleoside triphosphate triphosphohydrolase SAMHD1-like. The record is from RefSeq and is a predicted model, not a curated record. The transcript has 8 exons. Gene Ontology annotation, molecular function: dGTPase activity. Gene Ontology annotation, cellular component: nucleus. NCBI's taxonomy places the organism in Eukaryota, Metazoa, Mollusca, Gastropoda, Lepetellida, Haliotidae. The coding region runs from base 1 to 804 and encodes 267 amino acids. Gene Ontology annotation, biological process: dGTP catabolic process.
AUGUUUUACAAUGCUGUUUUGCAGAGGCACAUUGUCGCCAACGACAAAACAGGAAUUGACGUCGACAAGUGGGAUUACUUCGCUCGUGACUGUCACAUGCUGGGCAUAAAAGACAACUUUGACCACGACAGGUACAUGGAGAUGGCUCGUAUCAUCGACGUCGACGGGGAAGGUCCACGGAUCUGCGCACGGGACAAAGAGGCCAAUAACCUGUACGACAUGUUUCACACUCGGAUGAUGUUACACCGACGGGCCUACCAGCAUAAAGUUAAAAUUGGAGUGGAGCUCAUGAUUGUCGAUGCACUCCAAACAGUUGACAACAUCGUACGGAUAUCGGGAAGGGAUGGUGAAGUACCAACAGACCGAAACAUAUCUGAAUGCAUUGACGAUAUGGCGGCCUACUCCAAGCUGAAUGACAGCAUCCUUCAGUUGGUGGAGCUUCCUAUAACACUGGGAACAAGUCACCAAGACACCGAAGAACAGAAAACAGCAAGAGACAAACUGGAAAGAGCAAGAGGCAUACUGAAAAGACUCCGGUCAAGAGACUUGUACAAGUGUGUUGGCAAACGCAUUUUAUCACCUGAGGAAAAUCUGGACAUUCAGCAGACAAAGAAGGAAAUCAUAGAGGAAGGAGGAGAGGACUUCAGUGAAGAACACUUUGAAAUCGCUGCGAUGUCUUUCGAUUAUGGAAAGAAGAAAAAGGAUCCAAUUAGCAAUGUCCGGUUUUAUAGCAAAACAAACCCUGAAAUGGCCUUCUCCCUUUCGAAAGAACAGGUAUGGAGACUCUUUGCUUCUCGCGUCUAA